Messenger RNA from Harmonia axyridis, 2300 nucleotides. Its product is annotated as peroxisomal acyl-coenzyme A oxidase 3. Gene Ontology annotation, molecular function: FAD binding; pristanoyl-CoA oxidase activity; fatty acid binding. NCBI's taxonomy places the organism in Eukaryota, Metazoa, Arthropoda, Insecta, Coleoptera, Coccinellidae. The record is from RefSeq and is a predicted model, not a curated record. Gene Ontology annotation, biological process: fatty acid beta-oxidation using acyl-CoA oxidase; lipid homeostasis. Gene Ontology annotation, cellular component: peroxisome. The transcript has 11 exons. Bases 157 to 2229 code for a protein of 690 amino acids.
AAAGGAAUUCCUUAUGCCUUAUUCCCAUCAGUAGGAUAGUUUUUGAACCCAGCGAGCAGGUCUUACUUAACUUCUUAGUGCGUUACCACCGCAGUUCGUACUCGUCAGAUUAUUUCAUUCGUAGCAUAUUUGUCUUGUUAUUAUUCCCGAUUUAGUAUGAAGAAUUAUUGCAUCGAGGAUUUGCCUUCAGGUCCUUUGGACUCGUACAGGAAGCAAGCAACAUUCAAUUGGAAAGAAAUGAAGCUGAUUUUCGAACAGGAUUUAAAAUUUUACUCGGUCAAGAUGAACUUAUGGGACACACUAAGCAAGGAACCCCUUUUCUCGAGAUCUAGGACAGUGCCAACCUCAGAAGAAGCUAAAAAAUUAGCAGCUAAAAGAUUGCACCGGUAUCUGCAGUUGAACUUUUUUCCCUCAAAUAUGGCUGAGCUAACAUACACUCAAAGGUUGAGGUUCAUGAUGGUCGUAAACGAGGCAUUUGCAGCUGCUUUUCCAGACGUUGCAGUGAAACAAGCCAUCGGUGUUGGUCUGGUGAAGAAUACUUUAGCUACUUUGGGUACAGAAAGACAUAAGCACUUCUUGGAUGCCCUUUGGAGUGCAAAGGUUGUAGCUUGCAUAAUUCUGACUGAAGUAGCACAUGGAAGUAACACUAAACAAAUGAAAACGACGGCAACUUUCGACAGAAAGACUCAAGAAUUUAUAAUUAACACUCCUGACUUUUUAGCAGCAAAGUGUUGGAGUGGUAACUUGGGAAAAACAGCUACUUUGGGAAUUGUUUUCGCUCAGCUGAUAACCAACGGUCAGAAUUACGGUCUUCAUGCCUUCGUGGUGCCACUGAGGGAUCCGAAGACCCUUCUGCCUUAUCCAGGAUUGACCAUAGGGGAUAUGGGUGAGAAGAUUGGCCUCCAUGGUAUUGACAAUGGAUUCGUCAUCUUCAAGGACUACAGGAUACCGAGGCAGAAUCUGCUGAACAGGAUCGCCGACGUGACCCCAGAAGGAGAAUACGAGAGCAGCUUCUCAGAGCCGGGUAAGAUCCUGGGAGCUGUCCUGGAAAACCUGUCGCUGGGACGUCUGGGUAUAAUGCAGGGGAGUGUAAACACGCUGAUAAACGCCGUCACCAUCGCUGUACGUUACGCCGCCGUCAGAAAACAGUUCUCGAACGAUGGGAACGGUUCUGAGAAUUCGAUAAUAGAGUAUCAGUUACACCAAUGGAGACUUUUCCCAUACGUGGCAACAGCUGCAGUCUACAAAAUCUUCAUCAAUUCCUUUGCAAACGACUAUCUAGACGCUGUCGACAAAUCUAACACCUCGGACAGGUUAGAAGAAGUUAAUGACCUGAUAUCAGAGAUACACUCAAUAGUCAGCGGUGCAAAGGCUCUCUUAACCUGGACGACAAGAGACGCCAUCCAAGAAUGCAGGGAAGCUUGUGGUGGCCACGGUUAUCUCAGGGAUGCUGGGCUUGGAGAUCUUAGAAACGAUCACGAUCCAACUGUCACUUACGAAGGUGACAACAACGUCCUUCAACAACAAUCCUCCAACUGGCUUUUGAAACAAUGGCAUAACGUCAACCAGAAUAAGAAGACUAGCUCUCCUUUGUGCACAUCUGAAUUCUUCAACCAUCACCUUCAAAUAAAGAAUAAGAAGAUUGGAUACGAGGGCCACAUCAAGAACUUAAAAUGCAUCAUAGAGUGUUAUGAAUGGUUGAUCAUUUAUUUGGUGGAUAGGGUGUCGAAGAAGAUGCAGCAGCUUUGUCAGCUUGGUCAUAGCAGGUUUGCUGCUAGGAAUCUUGUCCAGGUCUACAAAAGCAGAGUAAUGUCCAGAGCAUAUGCAGAAUUGAACGCAAUCAGAUACUACGAAACGAAAAUUCAGAGUUACCAACCUGAUCUUCGAAACACCUUGGACCAAUUAGGGGUUCUGUAUGGACUUUACAAUCUGGAUAAGCAUCUGGUGUACUUUUAUCAAGGUGGAUUUUGCGAUGGUCCUUCCAUGGCGAAAGAUGUGAAGAGUGGGAUCCUAGAGCUCUGUCAGCAGUUGAAGCCGAACAUCUUGUCUGUAGUGGAUGCACUAGCUCCUCCAGAUUUUGUCGUUAAUUCUAUCUUGGGAAAGUCGGAUGGUAAAUUAUACGAACAUAUUGAACAGAGUAUAUCCAAUAAUAUGGAUAGGUCAGAAUGGUGGAAGGAUAUCAUUAUAAAAGGAUCUCCGGAUUUUACAAAAUUGAAGAAUAAAUUGUAAUAGAUUAGAGCUUUAAAAAUGACUGUAUACCAAAGUUGAAUUAACUAUUAUUAAAUAUCUAUUUAGGAACA